AUGAGCGACCUUCAACGGGCCUGGGCGAAAGCGAAGCUGGAUGUCUUGGCAACAUUCGACGAAGAUGACGCCGGGAUCGGGAGGAGAGCAGAAGCGACGGUAGAGGAAGGCGAGGGGGCCGAUGGUCUCGGAGAGCUGCCGGAGAUGGGGGAUGAUGAUUCGAGCUCGGCGAGCUCGGCGAGCUCCACGGGAACAGUGAUCCCGUCACCUAGUCAGAGGCUGUUUGCGAGACCACGAAUGCUCGACCGCGGCAAAAGCAUGUCCCAAAUCCCAUGGACCGCCUACUUCGAGCGCGAGCUCCGCCUCCCCGCCCCGUCCCCUUCCCCCUCACGCACCACGCCUACCUCAACUCCCCCAGCGGCAAAGCCCCGCUCUUCGUCUUCCACCACGGCGCCGGCUCCUCCGGCCUCUCCUUUGCCCUCCUCUGCGCCGAGAUCCGCAAACACCUCCCCGGCCGGCAUGCUCUCCGCCGACGCCCGCGGCCACGGCGCCACCACCGACGCGUCCGGCGCCGAUCCGGACCUCGGACUCGAGACCCUGACCGACGACUUGCUCUUCGUCGUGCGCGCCGCCGCCCAGCGCAUGGGCUGGGCCGACCUCCCGCCCCUCGUGCUCGUCGGCCACUCCUCGGCGGCGCCGUCGUCACCAACUUGGCCAAGCGGGUGCCCUCGGCCCCAGCGUCCUGGGCUUCGCCGUAAAUACGCCCUACAGGUAUUCCCCGAGGCGGGCCACUUUAUCCACGAAGACCUCCCCGAGAAGACGGCCAUGGUUCUCGUAGACUUUUAUCGGCGAAACGACAGAAGCCAGCUGGUGCUGCCGCCCAAGGUAUCGGAACUGCUGAGGCAGGGGAAGAAAGUAUAG
Parascedosporium putredinis is the source of this 861-nucleotide messenger RNA. The record is from the annotation of a GenBank genome assembly. NCBI's taxonomy places the organism in Eukaryota, Fungi, Ascomycota, Sordariomycetes, Microascales, Microascaceae.